AUGAAUACAAGAAUCGACUUUUCAAUGCUCUUUCCAGCAGCACGCAAUAAUUAUGCAGGGCCAAAUAUUGCAGUUUGGUUUUUGAUAUUCCUCAAUAUAAUUGGAACACUGCGAAGUCUUGUUCAUAUUUUCUUUCGUGAUAGUGGUGCGCAGUCUAUUGCGACAAUGAAUUUAAAUGUUAGUGGAAGUAAAAACAUCGUGGCACUCCUCGGUCAAUGGGGUGGUGGUCAACUUAUCGUGGCAUUUAUUAUAUGGAUUGUACUUUGGCGCUAUCGAGAAUUUGUUCCACUCAUGAUUGCAGAAGUUGCCAUCGAGCAAUUUAUACGAAUUGCAAUUGGACGUAUGAAACCUAUAAUUACGGCGCGUACGCCACCAGGUGGAACAGGCAGCAUGAUUGUAUUACCACUUGCCACAAUAAUGUUGAUUAUCUCUCUCAUGCACAAUGGAGCAUGA
Molecule: messenger RNA, 453 nt
Organism: Rotaria sordida
Lineage: Eukaryota; Metazoa; Rotifera; Eurotatoria; Philodinida; Philodinidae
Source: the annotation of a GenBank genome assembly